Molecule: messenger RNA, 3666 nt
Organism: Hipposideros armiger (great roundleaf bat)
Lineage: Eukaryota; Metazoa; Chordata; Mammalia; Chiroptera; Hipposideridae
Gene: ATXN7L3B
Product: ataxin 7 like 3B
Exons: 1
Coding region: 343-636 (97 amino acids)
Biological process (GO): regulation of gene expression
Source: RefSeq, a predicted model, not a curated record
GCGGAAGCGGGGAGGUGGGGCUAAGCACGGAGCAGGGAACGGAAGAGGCCCUGGCUGCUGGGUGAGGCACGGAGACCGUUUGGCGUAGAGUCUGGGGCCUCCCGGAGCUCAAAGUCCCAGACCCCGAGAAACGCCAAAAGAAACUGAAGGACUUGUUCCGGAGCAGUCGCCGCUGGCUGCUGCUUUCCUGCCCGCGGCCGCGGACGCCUCCACCCCCGCCGCCUGAGGAAACGGUCCUGAGAGGCCUCUAGGCCUAGGCGCGGCCCGCGGAGCCAGACGUGUUGCUGCCCGUGCUGCUGUGAGUAAUACGCGCGCCCUCUCCACAGCCGUUUACAGAUUAAAAUGGAGGAAAUUUCGUUGGCUAACCUGGAUACUAACAAGCUAGAGGCCAUCGCUCAGGAGAUAUACGUAGACCUAAUAGAGGAUUCUUGCUUGGGCUUCUGCUUUGAGGUGCACCGGGCAGUCAAGUGUGGCUACUUCUACCUGGAGUUCGCGGACACUGGCAGUGUGAAGGAUUUUGGCAUUCAGCCAGUGGAAGAUAAAGGAGCGCGCCGCCUCCCGCUCUGCUCCCUUCCUGGAGAAUCUGGGAAUGGGCCUGAACAGCAGCUGCAACGCUCACCUCCGGAAUUCCAGUAGCUGCAACAUGAGAGAGGCCGAGGGUGACCAGGACAGUAACAUAGACCGGUCCUGUGGUCUGGAGAAGUUCGAUAGCUAAGUAAAAAAAAAAAAAAAAGAAAAGAAAAAAAAAUCUGACAAAAGUUCCAAACCCCAUUGAAGAUCUUAGCCUUUAAAUACCCAAAGUGGAGAUUUAAGAAUUUGGAUCCUUUUAUAAGUAGAUUACCUGGGAUCAGCUUUGACACCCUGGGCAGGAGCAGCUGUGUAUCCUGCGCGCCAUGCAAUGCAGCUUGGUCUCUAAACACACCAGAAAGGGCACAAGAUCCCUGUCCUGGCUGUCCCCGGUGCACAGGUGAGCAGCUGUGUGCCCGAGUACAUAAGAUCCUUUGGCUCCUCCGCCUUUCUGUCCUCCUGAUGUCACGGGCUUCCUGGAUAACUGUCACUUUGGACAUAACUGAUGGUCAGGUCUUUAUCUUUGAGACUCAAGGGACUGCUCCUCUCAUCUCUGAGCCUCUGAUUUGGGUUUCUCCAAGACAAAUGAAAGUCAGGCGUGAGAUCUGGAUAUUAACUAUUCCAGUUUGGGAAAACCAAGAAAAAGAAUUCCCAGCCGAAUCGGGUAGGGGAAGCUCUGUGGUCUUGGUUCCAACAAGAAGAAAAGGUCAGAGCCACCAGUUUCCCAAAGGUCCAGCAUUUACAAUGACUUCAACGGACUUGGAGACAAGGGCUAGCCUUUUGCUGAACAGAGCCCUCUUCCUGGCGCCCUACCCAGUGUCAUAGGCUUAGCAAAUGGACAAUUUGGUUAUCCAGGCAGGUUGAGGAUUUAGCUGUAGUCCUUUGGAGAGGUAGCAGGGGCCCCUGCAACUAUGCACGACCUCUCAAAUUGCAAGAUUCCUAUUUGGAUAUAUUCUGUGGACAACAGUUUGGUGGGGCAGUGAUUUUUCCUAUUCUGAGUUACUAGUUACAUAGUCCGUGGGUCUGACUUGGUCAUUAUGCCAGGGGCAAGACUGAACUGUAGAGGGGCACCAUGGCUGUGCAGGAGGCUGUGGUUUGAAAGCUGAGGCCAGAGGCCCUUCUUCCAGCUUCCCUCAAUAAUGUGAAGGGGUUAGUGCUAGGAGCCAAGGAGCAGAACUGGGGUGUCUCACAUCUGACUGCAACAUCCUGUUGAAUGCCCUUGUUCCUUGGGUUGUGCAGUCACAGAGCUCUGCUGCGGUGAACCUCUAAACUGUCACCACCAUCUCUGCCCCUCACAAGGGGCAGCCCUUUCCUCUUGGUCCUCCUUGGACCUUCUUGACUACAGGAGCUGUCCUUUUGUUGUUGAAAGCCAGGGAAGGGCCCCCAGGAAUCCCCAGGCUACAGGAAAUACGAUAGGGGAGGAUGGGAAGUGUGAGCCACAUAGCAAAACUACCCUCCACUUGACUCCCUGAUGAGGGUUUAGGAAAUACAGAGGGGUGGAGCCCCCAGGUGAGUGGGAACGGUGCUGCUUUAUUUGAAAUGUUUUCUUACCUCAUUAUGUGCCCCAGUAAUCUGUCUGGCUUGGCCUCAUGUGUCUGGCUAGGCCCCACAUUCCUGUUUCCUGCUCCACUGCCUGUUGGUGCAUCUCAUGACUCCAGGUGCUGCCUGCCACCUUACUUUCACAUUGACCAGUUUCAGUUCAUCUCUUGAUGCUCCUGCUUCUGAAGCCUGUCCAGUUUCCUUUCCCUUGGUUUCUUUUGAGGUUGUUUUUUUCCCCUUGUUUUUGUGGAAGACUCAGAGAAGAGUCUUUCUUAUGGCUCCCUCUGUUGGGAUUAGGAUGGAAAGAAAAUAUAGUUGUUUGUGAAAGGCAUUGUGAUUGCCCAAGCCCUUCUCCUAUAGGACUGCCUUGCUGAUAUGCCUUCCUGCUGUGUCUUACUUCAUGAGGAGUUAUAUCUUCCCACCUCCGCUUAGAUAUUGCUUCUUAGGUAAGCAGAAGCGCAGUCAAGUCUAAGAGACACACACACAGAUGGAGUGGGUCCUGAUCCAUUUUCUCUAUCCGUGACUGUGCAUGUAUCGUUCCUUAUCCCAGAAGGAACUGUUUGGACUCUGGACUGAUUUGGGUUACAUACUUUAGAAGAUGCAGGAAACCAUAGUAAUAGGGCCUCAAGACUGUCUAUUAUUGCAUUUUCCCCCUAGAGUUGCCCUGGUCAGUUUUGGGACCUAGUUAUAGAGUGGUCCUGAAGAAUUGUGAUAACUUUAAAAUGUCGAACUUUGGCAAGAACUAAGACAAUUUUGGGUUAUCUGCCCUUGACUUUUUAUAGGCAUCUCAUUCAAAGGGGAUGCAGAGGGAAAAGAGGGUCUAAGUGAGACACUGGCCUACUUCCAAAUAAUGUCUGGGAAACAGGCUGAAGGUAAGGCCGUGGUCCACUCUUCGUCAGAGAGGGAGCUCCGAUUGUGACAUUACCAUCUCCUUUCUGGCCUUUGCUCCUAGUGGAGGAGGAAGAAGUGGGAAGUAGUUUUGUGUAAUGGUUGGUUCAUAUUACCUCCCUCUUGGUUUUUGUUUUUUGCUCCCCACUGUUAGAGCAGUAGCCCCCUACCCUGGAUGGGUAUGAGGUGGGCUGGGGACAAACUAACUCCUUUCAUUUUGGGGGGAGAGAAUGCUCCCUACCAUAUAGUUGGCAGUGGUUAGGAAUUCUCCAGUUCCCUACCUAUCCUCCCUCUGACAGCAGAAUUCCUAUCCUCCCCUCCUCUAUUAAAUGUAUUUAUCACCCUGUAAUUAUAUUAUGUAUCUGAGUGUGUGUGCGUGUGUAUGGGGGGAAAGGGAUUCUUUACAAAUUUUCUGUGGUUUGUGGCUUUUUCUUUCAUGUAUUAGUUCUUACCACCGCAUGCCCAGUAACGCAUGCUGGGAUCUUUGGGAAAGUAUAGUGAAACCCAUCCCUGUACUUUGUUUUGGAGAUUCUUAUUUUUGCAUAAGUAGUCUAUCCUAUACAGAUUGCUAACUGUGUAUUCCCCUUGCCUCUGUGGCUGCUGGUGUAAAUAAAUUGCAUCUCCCCAUUGGUAAACAGUAAUAAUAAACACAAUUUUAAAAAAUGAACUGUA